AUGUCGGCCUCAAUUCGCUCCCUCAGACUCGCGCAGCGCGCACCGCAAAUCCUCUCUCGCGGUCCUGCAACCCGCAUCACACCACUAGCACACCAACAAACCCGCCUCCUCAACACAGAAACCGCACCCGUCCUCUACUCCGCCCACGCCAAAGUCGUCGGCGCACGAACAGGCCACGUCCAAGGCGACGACCUCGUCGUCGACCUGACCAUGGCCAAAGCCCUAGGCGGCGCAGGCGAUAAGGGCAAAACCAACCCCGAAGAGCUCUUCGCCGCCGGCUACGGCGCCUGCUUCCAGAGCGCCAUGAACGCCUCGGCGGCGAGCCUGGGGGUAACAAUGCCGAAGAAGCCCGAGGAUAGUGUCGUGGAUGCGACUGUGCAUCUGGUCGGUGAUAUGAAGAAGCUUGAUAUGGGACUCAGAGUAAAUUUGAAGGUUCGGGUCAAGGGUCUGAGCGACGAGGAGGUGCACAAGGUUGUGGAGAGGGCGGAGGAGGUUUGUCCGUAUAGUCGGGCUACGAGGGGCAAUGUCACUACGACGAUUGAGGUUGUUGGAUUUGAGGACGGGGGCGCUGCUGGUGGUGAGGCUAAGGGAGGGAAGAGUAGUGAAGGCAAGACGGGUGAGAAGAAGAAGGGCGGUUCGGACAAGAUGUCUGGUGUUGAGCCCAAGGGACAUAGCGAUUACCAGUAA
Messenger RNA from Colletotrichum acutatum, 687 nucleotides. RefSeq names its product organic hydroperoxide resistance protein. Gene Ontology annotation, biological process: response to oxidative stress. The record is from RefSeq and is a predicted model, not a curated record. The transcript has a single exon. NCBI's taxonomy places the organism in Eukaryota, Fungi, Ascomycota, Sordariomycetes, Glomerellales, Glomerellaceae. The coding region runs from base 1 to 687 and encodes 228 amino acids.